ACCUCGUGUAUAUAAUGAUAAUUUGCAAUACUUUAAUAUUUCUCCUUCUCCAAAUACUCUAAACUGGACUCGUGUCGAAAGUGAUUAUGAUGAAGCUGAUUCAGACAUAGAAGAAAGUCCCAAAAGUCAAGGUAUGCAUAGUUCAGAUAAAGCAGAGUCCUCAACUGUUGGAAUAGUCUAA
Funneliformis caledonium is the source of this 181-nucleotide messenger RNA. Lineage: Eukaryota; Fungi; Glomeromycota; Glomeromycetes; Glomerales; Glomeraceae. The record is from the annotation of a GenBank genome assembly.